Vicugna pacos (alpaca) is the source of this 1250-nucleotide messenger RNA. RefSeq names its product transgelin 3 (gene TAGLN3). The record is from RefSeq and is a predicted model, not a curated record. Gene Ontology annotation, biological process: actin filament organization. NCBI's taxonomy places the organism in Eukaryota, Metazoa, Chordata, Mammalia, Artiodactyla, Camelidae. Gene Ontology annotation, cellular component: actin cytoskeleton. Gene Ontology annotation, molecular function: actin filament binding.
UGUCUGAGAAAGCAGCUCUCAGAGGGAGGGAGGCGGGCGGCCUUGACUGACAUACCAGAGGGCUGGCUUUUUGGACGGCUCUUAGCAACGGCCCUGGUUUGACUCUCCUCAGCCAUGAGAAAAUCGAAUCAGUGUACCAUUCUUCCAGGCGCGAUGCAGCAUCAGCAGCUCAACGUCCAGGGGGCCUUCCUCUCUGCGUGUUAAUUACCAGCUCUUUCUCAUCUCAGGGUUCCUGCCUUUGCAAAGUGCUCCGGAGAAGAGGCAAGAAAGACCACCACCCCGCCCCCUCGCUGCCUGGGGCUUCAGGCUUGAUCAGAUGGCUAACAGGGGUCCCAGCUACGGCUUAAGCCGAGAGGUGCAGGAGAAGAUCGAGCAGAAGUAUGACGCGGACCUGGAGAACAAGCUGGUGGACUGGAUCAUCCUGCAGUGCGCCGAGGACAUAGAGCACCCGCCCCCCGGCAGGGCCCAUUUUCAGAAAUGGUUGAUGGACGGGACGGUCUUGUGCAAGCUGAUAAACAGUUUAUACCCACCAGGACAAGAGCCCAUUCCCAAGAUCUCAGAGUCAAAGAUGGCUUUUAAGCAGAUGGAGCAAAUCUCCCAGUUCCUAAAAGCUGCGGAGAUCUAUGGCGUCAGGACCACUGACAUUUUUCAGACGGUGGAUCUAUGGGAAGGGAAGGACAUGGCGGCCGUGCAGAGGACCCUGAUGGCUCUAGGCAGUGUCGCAGUCACCAAGGAUGACGGCUGCUACCGGGGAGAGCCAUCCUGGUUUCACAGGAAAGCCCAGCAGAACCGGAGAGGAUUUUCAGAGGAGCAGCUUCGCCAGGGACAGAGCGUGAUAGGCCUGCAGAUGGGCAGCAACAAGGGGGCCUCCCAGGCAGGCAUGACCGGGUAUGGGACGCCCAGGCAGAUCAUGUGAGGCGCCGCGCCCCGCCCCACGUAGAGAGGACGGACGUUCCACACCGCGGUCUCCGUGAUCAAGAAAUAGCUAGUCACCUUCCGGCCUUCUCCUCGUCCCAAAGCCUCCUGUCCCUGGUUGUUGCAAGUGCUGCGUUUCUGCCGCGAAUCCACGUUGCCUACUGCCGCCACCUUCUGUUCGUUUAGAACUAUGCAAAGACUCCGCUCCCUCUUCCCGAGCUCCCUCUCCCUGAAAGCCCGCCUUUGUCUGACUAUUUAUUUAUUUAUUUAUUUGCCAGAAAUUUCGCUCCUCAACUUAUAGAAGGCACCUAAUAAAUGAAUGAGUCUUGUGUCUU